Messenger RNA from Monodelphis domestica (gray short-tailed opossum), 3529 nucleotides. Lineage: Eukaryota; Metazoa; Chordata; Mammalia; Didelphimorphia; Didelphidae. The record is from RefSeq and is a predicted model, not a curated record.
GCUGAUCCUCGUUGCGCUUCCAGCUCCAGGCGGCACCGGGCGUCCCAAGAUGCCGAAGAAUAAGAAGCGGAACACACCGCACCGUGGUGGUGGCGGCGGCGGCGCAGGAGCAGCAGCAGCGGUAGCAGCAGGUGGCCAACAUCGAAAUGUGCAGCCUUUUAGUGAUGAAGAUGCAUCAAUUGAAACUAUGAGCCAUUGCAGUGGUUUCAGUGAUCCUGCUAGCUUUGCUGAGGAUGGGCCAGAAGUCCUUGAUGAAGAAGGAACUCAAGAAGAUUUAGAAUACAAACUGAAAGGAUUCAUUGACCUCACAUUUGACAAGAGUGCGAAGACAAGGCAGGCUGCUCUUGAAGGCAUUAAAAAUGCAAUGGCUUCUAAAAUUCUUUAUGAAUUUAUUCUGGAAAGAAGAAUAACAUUAACAGACAGCAUUGAACGCUGCUUAAAGAAAGGAAAAAGCGAUGAACAACGUGCAGCUGCAGGACUGGCUUGUAUUCUUUGUGUACAACUGGGGCCUGGAAUUGAAAGUGAAGAGGUUUUAAAGACUCUUGGACCUAUUCUAAAGAAAAUAAUUUGUGAUGGAACAGCCAGUAUCCAAGCUAGACAGGCUUGUGCAACUUGCUUUGGAGUUUGCUGUUUUAUUGCCACAGAUGACAUUACUGAAUUAUAUUCAGCUAUGGAAUGUUUGGAAAAUAUCUUCACCAAGUCAUACCACAAAGAGAAAGACACUAAUGGCAUCUGCAGCACCCCUAAUACAGUGCUUCAUAUCAGCUCUCUUUUAGUAUGGACAUUGUUAUUGACUAUCUGCCCUACAAAUGAAGUGAAGAAAAAGCUUGAGAUGCAUUUACACAAACUUCCAAGCCUUCUAUCUUGUGAUGAUGUAAACAUGAGGAUUGCUGCUGGUGAAAGUUUAGCUCUUCUUUUUGAACUUGCAAGAGAAACUGAUAAUGAUUUUUAUUAUGAAGACAUGGAAUCCUUGACUCAGAAGCUCAGAGCUUUGGCUACAGAUGGAAAUAAACACAGAGCCAAAGUUGACAAAAGAAAGCAGCGAUCUGUCUUCAGAGAUGUUCUGAGAGCUGUGGAGGAGCGUGAUUUCCCAACAGAAACUGUUAAAUUUGGACCUGAACGUAUGUAUAUUGAUUGCUGGGUCAAAAAACAAACCUAUGAUACUUUUAAGGAGAUUCUGGGAACUGGGAUGCAGUAUCAUCUUCAGUCAAAUGAAUUUCUUCGGAAUGUAUUUGAGCUUGGACCACCAGUGAUGCUUGAUGCUGCAACUCUUAAAACAAUGAAAAUUUCUCGUUUUGAAAGGGUAGGUUUUAAAAAUAUCUUACUUGGAUCUAAAAGAAAAAUCAAACUAAAAAUAACAUUUUUCACUAUAAAGCAGAUUUUAACCAUAAUCUUCCAGUAAUUUGGGCUUAAUGAUUUACAUUAUUGUGAUGAUGCUGCUGUUUACUAUGACCUUGUGUUUAUUUCACACUUUGUGUUGGGAUUUUUUUUCCACAUUCCUGAAUUAUGGUUUGAGCACCUUUUAAAUCAAUUGCAUGGUCUACGUGACUUCCUAUUUGUGCAUGUGUCUAUACACACAUACUCACACACAUGUGAGUGGCAGGUGUAUAUAUUAUGAAUGACAAAAUAUAAAUGGCCACCUAGGAAUGACUUAUAUGUACUCAAAGGAGAUCCCCUUUCUCUCCUAGCUCCCUAAAGAUUUCUCUCCUCCUUUAUUUUACCCCAACCCUUACACCCCUUCCACAGCUGCAUAUGUUACUACUACCUGGGAUUCAUCCCCAAUCUCUUAGGUUCUCAUCUUGUAUGGCUACCUUGGGUCUGGAUUCUGUUUCAGUAUGGGCUGGCUAGGGAAAAAGGGAAAGUGAGAAAGGGUGGAGCAAAGGCUAGAGGCAUGCUUGUAGAGUUGUACAUUAGAGGUUCCUUAAACCUUUGUGCUCCAUCAUAUGAAUCUAAACAUGCAGAUUGUGAUAGAGAUUUGAAGAUAGAGGUUUUGCAGGACUUGUGGACCAAGAUGCAAAGAAUGCAAAAGUCAGGGUUCCAACAGAAUGUCCCCAGUUGGUGGCAGUUUGAGCUGACAGGGGGGAAGGGCUUUUGAACUUGGUCUCUCUCUGGCUCUGUGCAUUUGGAGCUGAGGAGGGGGCUUUUGGUCUCUGUGUCUGGCACUGGAAGUCACUUUUUUCCCUGGAGGCUUUGGCUGGCCACACUCUGAGAGGAGAAACUGGGCUUUUGGUCUCUGGGUCUCUGACUGGGGGACACACACUUGCUCCCUGGAGGUUUGAAGUUGGCUGAAAGACUUUUGUGAGGCUGACUUGACUUUGCACUUUGUCUCUGGCUCUGAGCAAUGGAAGCUGAUCAGGGGAGAAGCUUUUGAGUUGGUCUAUAUGAGAGAUCUGACUGAGUUGUGAAGAAGAAAGAUCUUGAAAAGCCAUUGACCUCCAUCUUUUUAACUUGUCUAAGAGACACACUUGUGACUCCCCAAAUCCUCAAUUUUACCUCAUUUAGAUUAGGGACUUCCUCAUUCCCCUUACCUCAGUUUCCCAUUCUAUUACCCAAUUAACUCCUUGACUGAGAAAACAACUAGAGUAUCAUUAUAGUUAACUCAGGAGGGAGGGAAGGAGCCGAUGGCUUGAAGAAAGAUUGGGGAGAUGAGGGAGGCAAAGGAGGGAGUGAGGGAGGAAGGAGGUUAGGAAAUAGACUGAUCCAUCAGUAGGGAUCAUCAGGCAAACCCCCAGAGCAGUCCCUUAUAAGCAGUGUCCCCUGUGUACCAGCAUCCCUGUGUGUGUGACAUCCCUAUUCCUCAGCAUUUCUCUGUCCUUCAUUACAAAUAAGCAGCCUCAGGUUCCCUCAGCAGUUUUAGGUUCCUGUAGCAGUCUCUCUAGUCAAAGUUAGAGAACAACAGCCAUUGCUGAAGAAACAAGGUUCCCCUCAGUUUAUCCUCUCUAAUUCAAUCAAUAAUAGUUUCCAGUCAGUUUAAUCUUUAUUUCAAUAUAUAAUGUUUCUGUGAGAAAAAUCAUGCUGACUUUCAAGUAACUGGUUUGUAAAUGUAACUUUUUCAACACACUGUCUUUUUAUGGUAUAAAUUUAAAAAUGUAUAAAAUUUAGGUAUAUAUGCAUAUAAGUCUUACUGACUCCUUUGUUGUUUUUUUUUGUUGUUCUUUUGCUGUUUUUAGCAUUUAUAUAACUCUGCAGCAUUUAAAGCUCGAACAAAAGCUAGAAGUAAAUGUCGUGACAAGAGAGCGGAUGUUGGAGAAUUCUUCUAGAUUUCUGCAUCUUGAAGACAAAUACUCGUUUCUUAAUUCAAGAACUUUUCUAUAAUUUCCAAAGUAUUUAAUAAUUUUUAUCAUGAGGGGGUGGGGGAUUGGGUAACCAUAUAUAACUUAGAGAAAUUUUGUAAUGGGAUCUAAAUUCCUUAUAACAUUUAUUAAUACUGUGUAACAUUUAUUAAUGCAGUAUUGCAAGUGAGUGUAAUUAUUGAAGCUUCUUUGUAUAUAGAAUUAGUAAACUUUUAAAUAAACUUUUUAUAAUGUUU